Molecule: messenger RNA, 2525 nt
Organism: Monopterus albus (swamp eel)
Lineage: Eukaryota; Metazoa; Chordata; Actinopteri; Synbranchiformes; Synbranchidae
Gene: il17d
Product: interleukin 17d
Exons: 2
Coding region: 1655-2287 (210 amino acids)
Biological process (GO): inflammatory response
Cellular component (GO): extracellular region
Molecular function (GO): cytokine activity
Source: RefSeq, a predicted model, not a curated record
GACCUCCUGAUUUUUAAAGCUGAGUAUCUGUUGUACAUAUCCCUUUGAAUACCCAACACGUGGGAUGAAUGUGUAAAAUUUGGUUAAAGUGCAGUCUGUAUUUGGACAUUUUGUUGUGGCUCUGUACUCCAGAACAAUGAAGCUGAAAUAACACAAUAACAAUAAGACCAAAGUGCUGACAUUUACAUUUAAUUGGAACACAUGUUCAUACCUGUCUGAUGAAGUGUGGAGAAAUCAUCCUAGACUUUUUGUGAACACACACAGUUCCUCCCAAGGGGCCUACAACACUUGCCAAAAGCUACAAUCCACAAAGACGGCAUGUUUACCCUAUAGUCUCCUUUUUAUUUUAGGUUCAGCUUUGAGGCACAGAGCCAAAACAAUGAAAAACACAUCAAGGUCCUAAUAUUUUUGGCUACACUGUAUGUUUUCCUGUGUGAGACUGGGGGAUGUCUGGAAAAUUCAUAUGAACACGUAGGCACCCAGUCUGGUUCAGGUCCUGUUUCACUCAUUUUAUAGCAUUUUGUACUUAUUCAAAAAUACUUCUUUGUAGAUAAUUAAUUUUUUUCUUGUUUGUUCAUUUCAUUGUGGUUUGAAUACACUUCAGCAUAAGAUACAGUGCCAUUGCGCACGUGUGGACCGAGAGCAACCGUAGAAUAAAGUGUAAGUUUACAGCGAUGUAACUUUAAUGUGGUCAAAGAAAUCGGCAAAGCUGCAAUCGAGCAGUGUUCUACCAGUCAACUCAUCUUUUGAUUCGUUCAGUAAAUGAACCAUAGUUUGACCUGAAAGCCUGUAAAACUCCCCUAUAUUCUCCUCUGGCGAGCCACGCCAUGUAGAAUAUAUAUAUAUAUACAGUAAGUAUAUAUGGCGACAAUCCUUAGUGGCGGUGGAGAUGGAUGGACCGUGCUUUAAGCAGUUAAAAUGAUUAUUAUUAUUUUUUUGAUGGUGACCUUGGCUUGUGUGCAUGAAACCAGAGUUGAUAUAAGAGGUUGGACACACAGUUUGUAGCCAGGAUCCAGCAGCAGAGCGCACACAGCCAACACUCUGGACUUCCCACUACUUUCAGGCGCAGCUCUCGUGAAUGCUGGGGCUUUUCUUGCCGGCUAGAGGUUGGCCAUUAUCUGUCACUGCUUCAGUCUGAUUUAGAGUCGUUUUGAAAGGUGGACCGCGCUGUUGGUGCGCGCAUGAACCCUUUCAUUGGAUUUACGCACACAUCGCUGGAGAAAGUCGACCAGAAUAGCGCACUUGGUGUGGCAUUAGCUCGUCUCCAACAGAAAGCGGCAGCCGUAAAGCUCCCGAUUUGAUCAUUUGUGUCUAAAGUAAUUAUUAUUGUUAGCAACGCCGCGGAGGUGUUGUACCAAGAUGCUUCCGGAGUUGGCCUGGCGGCGCGCCUGUGCCUCGGAGGACGCGCCAGAGCCGUGGACUGUUUGCCUGCUGUUGGGUUUAGAGCUUCUCCAACAUUUCGCUGGAUUAUAACCGAGAACAGCAGCCUUUUAACGGCAAAACUGUCUCAUCAAAGUCACGUGUGUUUUGACAACCUACUCUCAUCUGUUAAUAAAGCCGAGGACGGCGAAUGUGAUUGAAAACAAACAGCGCGCUGGGAAACCUUUUUCAGUGGAUACGUAUUUUGACAAAACGCAUCGAGAAUCGCAUAGUGAUGCUGCGUCGUAUUCGCGUCCUGCUGUUACUGCUGCACCUGACCGUGCUGCUCCUGGGCUGGUCAGCCGGGGCUGGUCGGGUACGGAAGAAGGCCACCAGGACCCGGACCUGUCUGGACCUGCCAGAGGAGAUCCUGGAGCAGAUUUUCGGGCGGCUCUCAGUAGGAGUGAUGAGCGCUUUCCAUCACGCCCUGCAGCUGGAGCCGCAGGACAAGCUCAACCUGACCUGUCCGACCACCGCAAGGUCCCCAACCGAGAGCAAGACCCGACUCCCGGUCAAUCUGCUCAGCAUCUCCCCGUGGGCCUACAGGAUUUCGUAUGACCCAACUAGGUAUCCCCGGUAUAUCCCUGAGGCCUACUGCCUGUGUAAGGGCUGCCUGACUGGACCAUAUGGUGAAGAGAGCAACCAGUACCGCAGCACUCCAGUCUACACCCCCUCUGUCAUCCUGAAGAGAACAGGUGCUUGUGUUGGUGGCCGCCACUCCUAUGGAGAGAUCUACAUCUCCAUUGCUGUGGGAUGCACCUGUGUGCCGCUGCUGGAGAAGGAGCGGGACGGCCACAGCAGCAACCAGAGCACGGAGAGAGAAGAGCCCAAAGCCAAACGGCUCAUCCCUGCAGGCAAGAAAGUGUGAAGGAAGCACUGCUGUCCAGAUAAGUCUUUCUGCACCAGACCCACAUUCGUUAGUUUCAUCUUUCCCCUCUGACACGUUCAACACCUUGAGUGAUUAUACCUUGAAGUAGAUGCCCCUGUAACUUUCCCUAAACAAGUACAUAUUGAAUAUUUGGAUGGUGAAGGGUUUGGUACAAAGCUCUUGGAUAGUUUCCUUCUCGAAGCAAAUGAGGACUGUGUCCCUGUUUUAGUUUUACACA